Messenger RNA from Eurytemora carolleeae, 1220 nucleotides. It is a transcript of the gene Rad23, whose product is annotated as UV excision repair protein RAD23 homolog A. The transcript has 9 exons. NCBI's taxonomy places the organism in Eukaryota, Metazoa, Arthropoda, Copepoda, Calanoida, Temoridae. Gene Ontology annotation, biological process: proteasome-mediated ubiquitin-dependent protein catabolic process; nucleotide-excision repair. The record is from RefSeq and is a predicted model, not a curated record. Gene Ontology annotation, cellular component: nucleoplasm; cytosol. Bases 41 to 1084 code for a protein of 347 amino acids. Gene Ontology annotation, molecular function: damaged DNA binding; ubiquitin binding; polyubiquitin modification-dependent protein binding.
AGUUCAAUAAUCCCUGAGCUUGUUUCAAUUAUCUGGCAAAAUGUUGUUAACUCUUAAAAACCUGCAACAACAAACUUUUACAAUAGAAAUAGAGGCAACAGAAUCGGUAAAGAGCUUUAAACAGAAGAUAGAAAGCUCCAAGGGGUCUGAAGACUAUCCGGCCCAGCAUCAAAAACUUAUUUAUGCCGGAAAAAUAUUAGUUGACGAUGAACCUCUUUCUAAAUAUAAUAUCGAUGAAAAGAAGUUUAUCGUUGUUAUGGUCGCCAAACCUAAAGGAGCAGCAUCCACUAGUCCAGCAGCAGCAGCUCCUGCCGUCUCUACACCCUCUACUCCUGCAGCUCCCUCUACCCCUGCAGCUCCCUCAACUCCUGCUGUACCUUCUACACCUUCAGAGUCUACUCCUGGAACUCCUGUAGAGGAGAAGAAGGAGGGCGGAGGAAAUACAGGUGACCUGGUGGUGGGAGAGGAAUACAACAGAAUGGUUCAGAAUAUUAUGGAUAUGGGAUACGAGAAGGCACAAGUUGAAGCUGCACUUAGAGCUAGCUUCAACAAUCCGGACAGAGCUGUUGAGUAUCUGUUAACUGGUAUACCAGACUCCGCUGCUGGGUUACCAGGACCAACUCCACCUACUGCUGGAGCUCCAGCUAUACCGCAGUUGUCUGCUCCAGCUGGAGAAGAUAUCCAGCCUGGAACUGGAGAGAACCCUCUAGCAUUUUUGAGGGACCAUGAGAUGUUCCAGCAGAUCCGAGCAGUUAUUCAGCAGAACCCUGGGAUGCUCUCCACGAUGCUUCAGCAGAUCGGACAAUCAAACCCUCAGCUUCUUCAGAUUAUUUCACAGAACCAGGAGGCCUUCAUCAGGAUGAUCAAUGAGUCGGAGGGAGAGGAAGGAGGAGCACUAGAGGGAGAAGAAGGAGGACUAGACCAACCUGGAGUUAUCCAGGUCUCUCCUCAGGACAAGGAAGCUAUCGAGAGGUUGAAGGCCCUGGGGUUCCCUGAGCACCUGGUUGUGCAGGCAUACUUCGCCUGUGAGAAGAAUGAGAACCUCGCCGCAAACUUCCUCCUCUCACAAAACUUCGACGACUAGAAGACUAGAGGAGAGGAGGGGGGAUUGCUUAUUCAGAAACUGAUCUAAAUGAUGCCGCCACUGUUGUAAGAUUUAUGACGAUAAAAUACAAAAUAAAUAUUUAAUGAAAAACGGUGAAAUAUAAGUUUUCCAGUUA